AUGGGUAAUCCAAAAGCUCAAGAGGAUAUUUGGGCAUUCGGUCCAAUUGGUUCACCGUUUCCUGAUGCCCCAGUUCAUGCCCUCGAUCAACCUAACCAAUAUGUUGCUUUAUGGUACAAGCAUGGAAAACCUGUUCAUGGACGAGCGUGGAACAAUGGCGGUGUCUUGGAAUGCUCAUUUCCUUAUAAAAAUGCUGAAUUGACAGGAGCUAAAGAUCUGGGUGGUCAAAUUCAGGUUUUACAAUACAAGGGUGACCAUAAUACACUUGGUUUCUGGUACGAAUGGAUUAAAUAUAAGGAUCGUUUUGAGAAAAGUGAUGAAAGGCAAAUGCUAAAAUGUGGUGAUUCCUUGCCCAUUUUCUGGAAAUCACGUAAAGAAGGUCCUUUGAUGGGUUAUUUGGAUGCUACCGAGCUGGCUCAUUUUUCUCAUGAUGGUAAAACAGAGACACUACAGGGAGUCCAACUGGAUGAUAUGUUUAUUAUAGUUCGUAAUGUCAAAGGUGGUCCACCUGGUUGUGAGUGUGAAAAAUGCUAUGUACCACCGCCGCCACCACCACCACCACCGAAAAUAGAAGCUCCACCACCACCACCUGUUCCACCACCACCAAGAAUUAUGCGUGAUGAAUGGAUGGAUCUACGUAUGGGCGAUCCUUGGCCAAGCCGCAAAUUGGUGCAAGCACUUGGAAAAACACUAGAUACUGUGCCAGGAGAAAAUCCUGAUCAGUAUGUCGCAUUAUGGUACCAACAAGGUGAACCUAUUAUGGGUAGAAUUUGGAAAGACGCUAAUGGAAAGGUUGCCGCUGCUUUCGGAUGGAACGGACACGAGUAUCGUGAUAAAGUUGGAUCACUUCAAGUUCUGGUAGAACUUGCAGAACACGUACGCGGUUAUGACUACGAUUGGAUACCAUUUUCGGUGUGCGGUACAUUUGAAGAGAAGGAGUGGAUACCAGUUUAUGUUGAUUACAAAGGAAUUAUUUCACCAUGCGUUAUAACCUGGGAAGGAAAACAAAUUCUUGGAAAGGUUGAUAUUCGCAAUGAAAAAGCAAGUGCAGCAUUCGGAGAUAAGGAAAAUUCUUUGGUUGGUCCGAAGGUACAACCACAACUGGUAUUGUGUCGCAAAGCAAGACCGGGAUAUAAAUUUGAUUAA
This is a messenger RNA of Thelazia callipaeda (thelaziosis nematode), 1146 nucleotides long. NCBI's taxonomy places the organism in Eukaryota, Metazoa, Nematoda, Chromadorea, Rhabditida, Thelaziidae. The record is from the annotation of a GenBank genome assembly.